Molecule: messenger RNA, 2091 nt
Organism: Fusarium subglutinans
Lineage: Eukaryota; Fungi; Ascomycota; Sordariomycetes; Hypocreales; Nectriaceae
Exons: 1
Coding region: 1-2091 (696 amino acids)
Source: RefSeq, a predicted model, not a curated record
AUGGCUUCCAACCCAUCUCAUCCAGAUGCGGGAUCAUCUGCACCAAACAACAUCCCUCAAAAUACCCUCAACAUGCAUCCAGCUGCGAGCAACACGGCUCAGUCCAGUGUCAACUCUCAAACUACUCCCCAGGACCAGGGAGAAGGUCAAGCCCAGUCCCCAGAUGAGCUCCUCACACAUCCAGAGCGGCAAUUUGAACUCCUAACAGAUGGCAUGCGACGUCGCCUCGAGGAAGCAGUUGCUCGCGAAGCCCGCACACAUGAAGAACUGGCCGCAAUGGGGGUCGAUCCUGAAGGCCUUGACGAACAUAGGAACGAAUACAUAGACACAAACAUCGAUCUGGGCCCUGAUGUCGAAAUCAAGGAGCCCGACAGCCGACUCGGCAUCGCAAAGAGGGUCAAGUUCUCGAAAGCUUACUCUCAUGGUCUAUUUGAAGGACAUAAUCCAUAUGAAAUUGAGAAUGAGGUUGAUCAUCUCGCCCUGAGUCUCAAGCACACCAGUCUCGAUCUUAUCACGGCCCUCUGCUGCAACCUUGAGCUUGCUGUUGAGAUUGGUAAGCACCUCUCUCCCAGAGACAUCGUGAGCCUGUACAUUGCCAGCCCUACAUUUCGAGAAGCAAUUACGGGGCAUAUGCUCUCCUGCAUUCGUAUGUGGAUUGACACCAAUGCGCCUGAGGCUGGUAAAGUCUUCCAUUGGAAGCUCUAUGGCAGAACCCUCAUCAAGGAUCCAGCGGACCGCAAUUCAAGUACUCAUGAUGCUCGGUUCCUUGAAGGCCGCUGGGAAACCGCGAAGACAAACCCCAGCCAGAUUCGACUGAUUCCUGGUUUAAAGUACCUUGAGUUGGUCAUCGGUCGUGAUCGAUACUGUCGCGAGAUCAUCGCAAUAAUGGCUCGCAUGGGUUUUCGCAUGCCACACACAAUGCACAGCACCCUUCUCCGACUCUGGGUCCUACUUGAAAUUCCUACUACGCGCCAGAGACGAUUGUCUCUGAGUAGCAGAAAGUACUGGACCAACAUUCACCUCUACAACGCGCACUUCUUCAUCAUCAAGCUUUCAAUGGCCUUUACACACCCCUUUUUCAGCCCCAUCAGCAUUGACAUGGUUAAACUCAUGAUGGGCCAGAAAGGCUUAUAUCCCCUGUGGCAAUGCCUCAUGCGGCAGAAAUACAGAACUAUGUCGGAAUGCAUGGAACUCAAGGCUCGCUAUGACUUGCGUCUCUCUACGCUUGCUUGGGACCGUAUACAGAGAGAAAGAUACCCCUCGGCUUAUGGCGUCCCUCUCCACGAGGUUGGUCUUGGUCACCUGGAAGGCUGGGGGAAAGGCGUCCUUCGUCUCGAGCGCCCUGAUGAGAUAUUGCCGAUCGAGGCAGCCUCCCGUGGACUCCAUUUAGACGACCACAUCACUCAAAUGAUGUUAUGGGGCUAUAUUGACUUUGAGACGGGAGAGAACCUCGUCCCCACCGAAGAUGAGAUGUACAUCUCAGAUGAAGAUGAGAAACUCAACAAGGCCGACAAUGCUCACCAUUGGCAGCGCAAGCACGCUCUCAAGAAACGCUGGACUGAACUAACCCCUGAACAGCAACAGGACAUUAAGGACGACGAUGCGGAUGAACACCUCCGUGCUAUGGCCUGGUCAUCAGUCGACCACGAGGACCUAGACUGGGACAGGGAAUCCGACGACGAGAGCGACGGCGAAUACGACAUCAACACCGAGAUCAACCGUGGAUAUCGCAUGCCUGCCGCACGUAACGAAAACUCAUCACCUGACGAGAGCAUGAGCGACAUACCAGCUGGUGGAGAGGCAAUUCGCGUAGGGAAUCAGGAGAUUUCUGGUGACGAAGUCGCUGAGAUGGUGGGAGGAAUGGACGUGCCCGUUCAAAGAGAAGAGAUCGAGGCCUGGAAUACCACGCUCAGCGAACUCUUCAUCAACUCAACCCCCGAAGUGAAUGAUGGCGAUUACGAAACGGCCAAGGCUUGGGACAUCUGGUUUACCAAUGGAUGCUCUGGUCAACGCCCCUUUACCAUCACGCCGAAUACGAUGGGUUUCCAGAACCAGGCCACCGGUAACAAUCUGAACAACAAUGGGCAAUAG